CACCAGGACUGCCUGCACCCGUACCCGGGCCCCGCACCCCACACUGCCCAGACCACACCCCGCACCUGCACCCAUACCCACACUGCCCAGACCACACCCCGCACCCCGCACCCCACACUGCCCAGACCACACCCCGCACCUGCACCCACACCCACACUGCCCAGACCACACCCUGUACCCCGCACCCCGCACCCCACACUGCCCAGACCACACCCCGCACCUGCACCCACACCCACACUGCCCAGACCACACCCCACCCUGCACCCCACACCACCCCGGUCAGCACCAGGACUGCCUGCACCCCACACCCGGGCCCCGCACCCCACACUGCCCAGACCACACCCCACCCUGCACCCCACACCACCCCGGUCAGCACCAGGACUGCCUGCACCCCGCACCCGGGCCCCGCACCCCACACUGCCCAGACCACACCCCACACCCAACACCCACACCCACACUGCCCAGACCACACCCCACCCCGCACCCACACCCACACUGCCCAGACCACACCCCGCACCCAACACCCACACCCACACUGCCCAGACCACACCCUGCACCCCGCACCCCACACUGCCCAGACUACACCCCACCCUGCACCCCACACCACCCCGGUCAGCACCAGGACUGCCUGCACCCACACCUGGGCCCCGCACCCCACACUGCCCAGACUACACCCCGCAUCCCACACCCCACACCCACACUGCCCAGACACACCCUGCACCCCACACCCCGCACGGCCCAGACCACACCCCGCACCCUGCACGGCCCAGACCACACGUCCUCCAGUGGCUGGGCCUGUCCUCCUCUGGCCGGGCCACCAGGGCAGCAGCACCAACGUGCCCCACAGACCCCGAGUGGACCUCACCCAGUGCAGGAGGAGGCCUGGGCGUGGGGUGCCCGCUGCUCCCUGGCUUUCCCCGGACAUGA
Molecule: messenger RNA, 927 nt
Organism: Dipodomys ordii (Ord's kangaroo rat)
Lineage: Eukaryota; Metazoa; Chordata; Mammalia; Rodentia; Heteromyidae
Product: extensin-like
Exons: 1
Source: RefSeq, a predicted model, not a curated record